GAGCCGCUCUAUCUCGCGGUGGUUUCUCGCUGUGCAGAGGCCGCGCGCUGUGUGUCGGUACCGGGAAGAUGGCGGUGAGGGGAGCUCUGCGCACCGAGCUGGCGGAGGCCGUGUCCAGCUGCCGGCUGCUCAUUGUGGGGGCCGGAGGCAUCGGCUGCGAGUUACUGAAAAACCUGGUCCUCACCGGAUUCACCAACCUCUACGUGAUUGACCUGGACACGAUUGAUGUUAGCAACCUGAACAGGCAAUUUUUGUUUCAGAAGAAGCAUGUUGGGAGAUCUAAAGCUGAGGUGGCAAAGGAAAGUGUUCUGCAGUUCUGCCCCGAAGCCAACAUUACUGCAUGUCAUGACAGUGUCAUGAGCCCUGAUUACGACGUGGAAUUCUUCAGGCAGUUCACAUUGGUCAUGAAUGCCUUGGACAACCAAGCUGCCAGAAACCACGUGAACAGGAUGUGUCUUGCUGCAGAUAUUCCCCUGAUUGAGAGUGGGACUGCUGGCUACCUCGGCCAGGUCACUGUAAUUAAGAAGGGAGUCACGGAGUGCUACGAAUGCCAACCUAAACCCACCCAGAAGACAUUCCCAGGAUGCACCAUUCGCAACACACCAUCUGAGCCUAUUCACUGUAUUGUAUGGGCCAAAUAUCUGUUCAACCAGUUAUUUGGGGAAGAAGAUGCAGAUCAGGAAGUGUCCCCUGAUACCGCUGACCCGGAAGCAGCCUGGGACCCAACAGAUGCCGCUGCAAGAGCCAACGCAUCAAAUGUGGAUGGUGAUAUAAAGAGGGUUUCAACCAAACAAUGGGCAAGAUCAACUGGCUACGACCCUGUAAAAUUAUUCCACAAGCUCUUCAAAGACGACAUCCGAUAUCUACUGACAAUGGACAAACUUUGGAAGAAAAGGAAGCCUCCUGUUCCAUUGGACUGGGCCUCAUUACAGGAUAAAGAAAACAAUUCGUCAGAAGAGCACAAUGAAACGACUCCACUCGGACUGAAGGAUCAGCAAGUUCUAGAUGUGUGCAGCUACGCUCAGUUGUUUUCUCAAAGUGUUCAAACCUUAAAAGAACAAAUCUCUCAAAAGGGGGACAAUGCGUCCCUUGUGUGGGAUAAGGACGACGCCCCAGCCAUGGAUUUUGUCACAUCCGCUGCUAACCUCCGAAUGCAUAUCUUCAGUAUGAACAUGAAAAGCAGAUUUGAUAUAAAAUCAAUGGCAGGAAACAUCAUCCCUGCAAUUGCCACCACCAAUGCUGUGAUAGCAGGUCUGAUUGUAUUGGAAGGUUUGAAGAUUUUAUCUGGUAACAUCGAGCAAUGUAGAACUGUUUUCUUGAACAAACAACCAAACCCACGGAAGAAGCUUCUCGUCCCUUGUUCACUGGAUCCACCAAACUCCAGUUGUUACGUGUGCGCCAGCAGACCAGAAGUGACUGUGAAGUUAAACGUUCAUAAAGUGACUGUGCAGACAUUACAGGAUAGGAUUGUAAAAGAGAAGUUUGGGAUGGUGGCACCAGACGUUCAAAUUGAAGACGGCAAAGGAACCAUCCUAAUCUCGUCCGAGCAAGGGGAAACUGAUGCAAACAACAAUAAAUAUAUAUCAGAAUUUGGCAUUCGGAAUGGCAGCCGGCUGCAAGCUGAUGAUUUUCUUCAGGACUACACUCUCCUGAUCAACGUUUUACAUAGGGAAGACUUGGGGAAGGAUGUGGAGUUUGAAGUUGUAGGAGAUGCCCCUGACAAAGCUCCUCCAAAACCCACAGAGGAAAGUGCUAAAAGCAUCACCAACGGAAGCGAUGAUGGGGCGCAGCCUUCCACAUCCACAGCUCAUGAUCAUGAUGACGUGUUAAUUUUGGACUCUGAUGAAGAAAGCCCAUCCUCCAGUAAUGCUGAUGUCAACAUGGAGAGCACAAGCGUAAAACGGAAGCUAUCCGACGAUGGGGCUGUCAGCGCCAAAAGGAAGCGCUUGGAGCCACAAGAAGAACUGGACGAUGAUAUAAUUGCCCUUGACUAAGAAGUGUUCCUUUAGCAGGCUGAACUUUUUUUAUUACGUCAUUUGACUUUUAUUAGGGUGUGUUAAAUAUCGAGAGCUAGACGCCAGGCCCUGAGGGACUGAAUCUACCUAUGCCAGUGACCUGUUUCCACAUUUUCUGUGAAUUUAGUAAGCCCAGAUUUAUUUAUGUUUCGUACAACCUCAUGCUGCAUUACAUACAGCUGCAUCGCUUACAUUGUUUUGUUUAAAUGUGUUUUGUGGUUUAGCAAGAACAACUGUGGUAUAUCAAAGGUUUUCUUGGGGAUUGUUUUUUGACUCCAAUAUUUAUGUCUUAUUUUGUUACAUUUUUUUAUUUUAGAAUAGAAGGAUACGGCUAGCGCUAAAUGUUUCUCACACCCUAAGCCAACUCUGAAACAGUUAUCAUUUUACACAAGUGCCAUGACGAACCCUUUUUGUGGAUGCUGGGGCCUAUAAUCCUAACAUUUCUAGUAGUUUUGUGGCCUGGUCAGCAAACAAACGAGACAUCUGCAGGCGCUGUGUACGUUAUUGUAAAACAGUUCAUUUCUCUGUUAUUUUUCAGCUUGUACUGCCUGAUUAUGUCUGCGCUGAGCAUAUUUUGUGCAUUGUUUCCAGGUUAUUUAUAUUUGGUGUUUUGUAAACCUAAAAUACAGCUUCCACACUGUACCACCUUAAUGGACCAAAUAAAUGCCAUCUUGUUGAUGGUAGCCUGCAACAUAUGUUCUGAGGACCAACCAACAUUUAGCUCAUCUUGGAAGGACGUGCACCAAAAUAAACAGGGAAUCUAUGAUUUUCAUCACCAAGUCAAUAAAAAAAAAACAUGUUUUCUACCCAAUUUUCAUUCUUGAAAGUGCAAAACAAAAAGGGUAUUUCAAAGUAUACUAUAAUUCGCUUCCAGGAGAAAUUGCUAUUAAAUUUAUAUUUUUGUAACUCUACAAUGUGGUAAUCAAUAGUGUAGUUUUGUUUAUUAUUGCAUUAAACCUACCUUUCGUGUUGUAGAUAUUGGUACACAUGAAAAUUGACUGUACGGUAAAGAAACAUCCAUAGGAAGCUUGGUAAUCACUGUGUAUUUACUACAAUUGCCCUAAAUAGUAUUGGAUGCAGAAUGCUGUGACCCAGAGGAAAGGGAAUGGGUGUAGAUAGACUGGUUAGCACUGCAAUCACAUACUAAGGUGUGACUUCAUGUUUCUUGAGACUAUUCACUGUUAGUCAUCUGAAAUUGUUGUUACCAGACAGAUUUCCCAGAUAUUGGUAUAUAUAUAUACUUUGUUUUUUCAUUUGGUAGCUAAAUGUCAGUUCUCACAUUGCCUUGAGACACUCGUUAAUGGCACCAGUACAAGCUCAUUGGUGUAAGGUGUUAUGAUCACAUUUAGUUUUCUGGAUGUUAAAGGGAGACUCUAAGCACCAAAACGACUUUAACUAAAGUGCUUUUGGUGCAUAAAUCUUACCUUUGCAGUCUAACUGCUUCCCUGGCUGAGACUGACACAACCUCCCUAUAUACAUCUUGAAAAAGUCUAAACUUUUUGUUUCCAUUAUUUCUUGUCUC
Molecule: messenger RNA, 3537 nt
Organism: Pelobates fuscus (common spadefoot toad)
Lineage: Eukaryota; Metazoa; Chordata; Amphibia; Anura; Pelobatidae
Gene: UBA2
Product: ubiquitin like modifier activating enzyme 2
Exons: 17
Coding region: 69-1994 (641 amino acids)
Biological process (GO): protein sumoylation
Cellular component (GO): SUMO activating enzyme complex; cytoplasm
Molecular function (GO): SUMO activating enzyme activity
Source: RefSeq, a predicted model, not a curated record